AUGUCGGUGAAGUUCCAAAUUUCCUUUAAAAUAUCUCAAGCUGUUGCCUACUUGCAUUCUCAGACCCCAUCAGUCAUCAAUAGGGACAUCAAACCUGAGAAUGUUCUUAUUGCUGAUAAAUUCAAUGUGGUCAAAAUUUGUGACAUGGGUUUGAGCAAACUCAAGCCAUUCUUGUACACUGGUGGAACUCAUGACAGAAAGUCAGAUUUGGAAUGUUUCGGAAGAGCCUUUGCUGAGUACUCUGUGUCCGAGUAUUUCCAUAUGCAAGACCGUGAGGGCAUCGCGACACUUAUCAGGUAUAUGGAAAUCGGGGCAUUUGGUGCUGGUAAAAGCAGUGACCUGACAUAUGGACUGCAUCCAAUAUUCAAGUCUGUUGCAAAAGAACCUGAAGUUGAACAAAAACCUAUAACACCAAUUUCUGACAGGAUACCAAAUGCAGAGUCAAUGACAUUGGCAUUCAAACUGAGCAUACAGAUAGAUGAAAAUUGGAAGGACCUGUUUACGUAUGCUCUUCUUGUACACAAACAUGCUUUAAAAACAGUGUAA
This is a messenger RNA of Ylistrum balloti, 546 nucleotides long. RefSeq lists its product as uncharacterized. NCBI's taxonomy places the organism in Eukaryota, Metazoa, Mollusca, Bivalvia, Pectinida, Pectinidae. Gene Ontology annotation, biological process: protein phosphorylation. The record is from RefSeq and is a predicted model, not a curated record. The transcript is spliced from 4 exons. Bases 1 to 546 code for a protein of 181 amino acids. Gene Ontology annotation, molecular function: protein kinase activity; ATP binding.